AGAGACGCACGCAGGGGGAAGACAAGGAGACACAGCAGCUGACGCUUGAAUAAAAGGAGAGCGUGGGAGACGAACGGGGAGGCGCGCACAAGAGCCACAGAAGGAAACACUUGAGAAAGAAAGAAAAAAAAAAAAGAAAAGAGAGAUAAGAGCCAUCUAGAGGAUGAGGUGUGUUGCCGUUGUUGCCGUGUUGAGUCUUCUCUCAUCCGGGCACUCUGCUCCUGUGAGCGGCUGUGACAGUCUGCUAAAACCAAUAACUCUCAGCAAUAAAGGCAUGUUGGGUAGGUGGCUGUACAUCGGGGGGAGCUCUGACCUCCCGGGAAGCCGCUCCUUGGGCCGACUGCUGACCAGUGCCUGGCUGGACGUCACUGCAACCACCCAGAGCAACAUCCUCAAUCUCCUUCAGACUCAGAGAAUGUAUGGUGAAUGUUCAAGCUUAAUAUACAAUGUGACCUUUGAAAACAGCACAAUGUUAAUUGAGCAACCUUUCUACCUCAAGGAAGUCUACCUGACGACCGACUGCUCCAACUGUCUGGUUGUCCAUGAAGAGGUUAUCUCGGGCAAAGACACUUUUACCAGUCUUCUGCUUUUUAGCAGGACGAAGACCGUCUCACCUGUCGUUCUGGAGAUGUUCAACAAACAAGCAGAGUGUCUCCGCAUGCCGUCGCCCCUGAUGAUAGACUCAAACUAUGAAAUCUGCCCAGACAACAUCGCACCCUCAGAGGGGCUCAGUGCCCUCAACUCCUUAUUAGAGGCCAAGAUGGGACAUCGAGUUGCAAGAAUUCUGGAUACCCUUUUUGAUAUGUUUGUGAACUGAUUUAUACCUAGUUUUGAUUUGAGCUUAUUACAAUUUAUGAUAGUAGUAGUGUCAUUAUCAUUGUAAUUCUACUGUGUACCUGAUGAUUGUGGAGACAGAGGAUAAAAUGACUGGAUUCAGGAAUUCCAAGAACUUCAUUGUCGUAUACAUUCAAAUGCUACCAGCGCUUUUCCAACAAAAACCUUGUUACUCUCCGAUCAACAUUUACAACAUAUACAAAGUUUACGGUCACUAUCACGCAGAGUUACACACAGUGUUAUAUUAUAAACAAGUACAUAAAAAGAAAAUAGAUAAGUAUACUUGAAUAAAUUGAGCGGAAAGCACAGUGGCUUACUGGCUACCUGCCCCUGCACCCUGCAGACUGUUGAAAAGUCUUCUCGUCUGCGGACUAAAGCUGUCUCUUAAAACGAGCGCUGUGCACCUCAAUGUUACGCCAUUGCUUAUUCAAUAGUAGCAGUGUCAAUAAGUGAUUGCCUGGACAAGUGAGUGAAAUCAUAGGGUAAGCUGGGUUAAGAAGCUCAAGGUGGGCACAC
Messenger RNA from Xiphias gladius (swordfish), 1350 nucleotides. RefSeq lists its product as uncharacterized. NCBI's taxonomy places the organism in Eukaryota, Metazoa, Chordata, Actinopteri, Istiophoriformes, Xiphiidae. The record is from RefSeq and is a predicted model, not a curated record. The transcript has 6 exons. Bases 164 to 817 code for a protein of 217 amino acids.